Messenger RNA from Colias croceus (clouded yellow), 3692 nucleotides. It is a transcript of the gene ena, whose product is annotated as protein enabled. Gene Ontology annotation, molecular function: SH3 domain binding. The coding region runs from base 233 to 2458 and encodes 741 amino acids. Lineage: Eukaryota; Metazoa; Arthropoda; Insecta; Lepidoptera; Pieridae. The transcript is spliced from 14 exons. The record is from RefSeq and is a predicted model, not a curated record.
AAUUUCAAUCAGUUGUGCUCCGACACUCGUGGGGGGCGGACGUGUCGCGCAUUGCGUUAGGUUGAUACCACGAUCGAGUUUUAAGUAAUGUAAAAACAUUUUACUAUUACGUUUACAUAGCGAGUACAAGGAAAAGAACCAUCGAUUAUAAUGAAACGAUUGCAGUGAUUAAUUUAUUUAUAAUUUAUUAUAGUGUGUGUAAAUAAAAAAUGGUGAGAGAAUAGUGUGCAAAAUGCGUCGUUCCAAACUGAAUAUCAAUCCGGAUCUGGGUGAUCUGGAGGAGAUGUUAGCGCAUGUGCAAACGCAAAUCGAACAAGAGAUAGAUCUAGAGAAAGAGAGCAAGAUGCCGUCUUUAACCAGCGUGCAAGAGUCGCCAAAGAUGAAACGCGCUUCUUCUUUCAAUCAGGAAAACAUGGAAUACAGACGACCGCCUCGUCCUGUUAACAGAGUUAACAGUGAAGCGAAUCAAGCGGUUGAAUACAGAAAUGGGGACUACGGUACAGUGCAGAAUGGCUUCAAAGGGUCCCAGUCGAGUCUGCGCUCGAACGACGAAGGGUCCCAGGUGUCCUUUCAGUCGUUUCGUUCGGAGCCCGUUCAGAGGCACUCGGUGUUAAGCUUGCCGGAUAAAAGGGACGCAGCGUCGUUAAAUGGGCGGUGCAAGACGGCGACGCUGCCGCGUGGCUACGGGUCCAGUAAGGAGAAGAAUUGGGAGGAAUAUUGGUCACACGAGCAAUCAAUAAGCAGCGCGCGCGCAUCGGUAAUGGUGUACGACGAUGCGCUCAAGCGAUGGAUCCCCUCGGGCUCCAGCUCGGGUCUGUCCAAAGUGCACAUCUACCAUCACACGCAGCACAACACGUUCCGAGUUGUUGGCAGGAAACUAAAUGACCAUGAGGUGGUAAUAAACUGCGGUAUAGUCAGAGGCCUCAAGUACAACCAGGCGACGGCCACGUUCCACCAAUGGAGGGACGCGCGGCACGUGUACGGGCUGAACUUCUCGUGUCGCGAGGACGCGGACAGCUUCGCGAGGGCCAUGAUGCAUACGUUGGAGGUACUAGCGAACAAGGCGAGCAACAACACCGCCCCCCCGCCCGUGCAGCCCAACCCCCCCGUGCCGUACAACGGGCAUAACGCACAUUAUGACGAAGAUAUGGGAUACAGAACGAUGACGCGCGAAGACGCAGCGAUGCUACAACAGCCACAAUACCACGCGCCACACCACCAAAUACCGCUUCAGUUACCACACCAAGCGAUACCGACGCAACACCAAGCGUUGCCGACGCAACACCAAGCGUUGCCAACGCAACAUCAAGCGUUGCCAACGCAGCAUCAACAAAUACCAACGCAGCAUCAACAAAUAGCGACGCAGCAUCAACAAAUAGCAACGCAACAUCAAGCGUUGCCGACACAACACCAACAAAUAGCGCAACAGUUGCCGAGUCAGCACGCGGUGCAAACGCCGCAGCAUCAUGCGGCGCAGAGUCAAUAUCACGCGCCGCAUCAUCAUCAUAAUACGGUCCAAACAACGGUACAAACGGCGCCCACCCCGCCGCCGCACGGCGUGCACACGCUGCCGCACGCGCCCGCACCGCACUCGCACCACCGCACUAACAGUGCCCCAAUGCCCCCGAACAUGUCGCUGUCGGCGAGCGUGGUUGCCCCGCCGCCCGUGCCCCCGCACCAGAAUCUGCCCGCGCCUGCUAAUGGCCCCGUUGCCCCACCGACACCGCCAGCGGCCCCACAACCGCCGCCCAUGCAAGGCGCCCCACCCCCACCGCCCCAACAGCCCUCCACCACCACAGCGCCCCCUCCCCCUCCUCCCCCGCCGGGCGCUACAGCGUCCCCCCCUCCCCCACCGCCUCCCCCCCAGCCGCCAGCGGAGCCCCCGGCGAUCGCGGGGCUCGCGGCGCAACUGCAGCAGGCGAGACUGAAGAGACAGGCGAAGCAAGCCAUCAACGCCGAAGCGGCAUCUCCCCCCGGCGGAACGGACCAAUCCGUCGGGUCCGGGUCCGGCGGGUCCGGCUCCGGGUCCGGUCGCGCCAGCCUGCACUGCAUGAUGCACGAGAUGCAGCGCACGCUCGCCAGGCGACGGGCGCAUCUCGAUAGAGCCGAGGAGACAUCAACAGACAACUCAGUAAACUCUACACCGAUGAAGAGCUGGGAGCGAUCAGCGACGUUGCCGCACCGCCUGCCCGCCAAUUGUAAUGGCAAUACGCCAAGCUCCGAGUCUCCCGCGCAACAACAAGCUCAAUCCCCCCGGUCUGUCCGCAAACGGUUCGGUUCUGCGAGCGAAGAGACUAUAUUGAAGCAAGUGAACGGCGGUGGCGGUGAAGGCGGUUGUGUGACCGCCGCAGAGUGGGAGAGCUUCAAGCAGGAGCUAGUGAGGGAGAUGCGCUCACAGAUGGCGCUGAUGAAGCGGGAGAUACUUGACGCCAUGAAGGCGGAAUUCGCUCGCAGAUAAAAACGCCAGGCGACGCCGAACGAUGCAACUAGUCUACCGCUGAGCUACACCGACUUUUUUAUAUAUAUAUAUACUUUUAUAUAUACAAAUAUAUCAAGAUUUUUGUUCAUGUUGCAGUCAAAGGAGGAAAACUAUACUUUGAACAAAUGCCUAUCUUUUCAACGUCAAUCAAUUAUUUACAUAUGUAUGUUUUUUGUAUUGAACGGUUGAAUAGUUAUUAAGGAAUUAUAGGUUUUUUGAAUCAUGAAUACAUCUUGAUCUGUAUUUAUGUGUUUUUAUAUGAUUUUUGCUAUAUAUUGUUUGUAAAAAGCGGUGUUAGUUCGGUAUAUUGUGAUUUAAAACAACGUAAUAAUUUAAUGUUGCCAACUUCGCAUUGAAUAUAACAACGAUCGGGCAACAUUGCUCCGCGAAUGUUGUAUGUAAAGAAAAAAGAUACGAACAGCACACCGUCGAGUCGAUGAGUAAAGUUGUGUUUUUCUUUUUUAAUUUUAUACUUAAAAUAUUUAUUCUAAUACGUAUUAAUGUAUGUAGGAUAAGGAUUGCUAAUGUGUUAAUUUUAAACUGGACUUUUUAUAUAACGUCUGUUUCUCACACUUUAUUUAUUCUAUAAUAAAAAGUCCAGUAUAAAGUAUGUAUUAAAUGUAAUCAUUUUAGCGUGGAGUUAAAUAAUGGAUAAUCAUAUUUAUCAUGUAACACAAGUUUCCGUGUUGCAAUGUGCAUGAAUAUUUUCCUUUUGGUCGGGUUCAAUCAGACGUUUAACAGUCUUCCACGUAAAGUAAUAGUUUAAAAGAUUCACAAAUUAGUGUAUUUAUUUUUCGUCCAAUUACGCAAGAGAUUUAUGUUUUUUUCAGAUGUAACAAAUUGUGUUCAAAAUUAGUAUUCCGUUGUUAUUUUAAUUGUUUUCGUACUUAAUAGAAAUUUUAUUUUUCUAUAUAAUUAACUGUAUUUUAUUUGAAAGUUUCAUUCAAUUAGUGCAAAUAAUAGGCCAAAAUAGUCGUUAAGUGCUUAUAGUGACUUUGAAACCCGACCAAAUCACUUAAUAUUUUGCAAUCACGAUAAAGAAAAACAAUCAUUAAAAACACCAAUUUUAUAUUUAUCGUUCUUUUGUGUGCAUUUUAUAAAAAUACAUUUUUGACAGAAGUAUAAAAGUAAAAAGAUAGACGUUUUGUAUUAUGACUUUAUGAUAGUAUUGACUUUAGCACGUGAAAAACUGGUAAAAAAAAUAACAAAUUUA